AUUCGGAACUACGAUUCCCGGCAAGCCCUGCGCGGAAAUGUCCGCGCUGGUCCGCCCCCGGAAGUGCUGGUUGCGCUUCCGGCGGAGGCUCGCUGGGGGCCGAGGGGUGUGCGCCUUUCUCCGCGGCUGGUGGCUGGGUGAGCGGCGGGAGCGCGCGGGAGGAGGCCUCCUGUGGUCCUGUGGCGCCCUGCCCACCAUGGCCAAGCCAGCAAGCAAAGAUUCAGGCUUGAAAGAGAAGUUCAAGAUUCUGCUGGGACUGGGAACACCAAGGCCAAAUCCCAGGUCUGCAGAAGGCAAGCAGACAGAGUUUAUCAUCACAGCGGAAAUCUUGAGAGAACUGAGUGUUGAAUGUGGUCUCAACAAUCGCAUCCGGGUGAUAGGGCAGAUCUGUGAAGUGGCAAAAACUAAGAAAUUUGAAGAGCAUGCAGUGGAAGCACUCUGGAAGGCCGUCUCAGACCUGCUGCAGCCCGAGCGGCCACCAGAGGCCCGACAUGCAGUACUGGCCCUGCUGAAAGCCAUCGUGCAAGGGCAGGGUGACCGCUUAGGGGUCCUCAGAGCUCUCUUCUUUAAGGUCAUCAAGGAUUACCCCUCCAAUGAAGACCUCCAUGAAAGGCUGGAAGUUUUCAAGGCCCUUACUGAUAAUGGGAGACAUAUCACCUACUUGGAAGAAGAACUGGCGGAGUUUGUCUUGCAAUGGAUGGAUGUCGGCUUGUCCUCGGAAUUCCUUCUGGUGCUUGUGAACUUGGUCAAAUUCAACAGCUGUUAUCUUGAUGAAUACAUCGCAUCAAUGGUGCACAUGAUCUGUCUGCUGUGCAUCCGAACCGUGUCCUCUGUGGACAUAGAGGUCUCCUUGCAGGUGCUGGAUGCCGUGGUCUGCUACAACUGUCUGCCUGCCGAGAGCCUCCCUUUGUUCAUUGUCACCCUCUGCCGCACCAUCAAUGUCAAGGAGCUCUGCGAGCCCUGCUGGAAGCUCAUGCGUAACCUCCUGGGCACCCACUUGGGUCACAGUGCAAUCUACAACAUGUGCCGCCUAAUGGAAGACAGAUCCUACAUGGAAGAUGCCCCGCUGCUGAGAGGAGCCGUGUUCUUUGUGGGCAUGGCUCUCUGGGGAGCCCACCGACUCAGUUCUCUCAAGAAUUCCCCAACAUCUGUGUUGCCAUCUUUUUAUGAGGCCAUGACCUGUCCCAAUGAGGUGGUGUCCUAUGAGAUCGUGCUGUCCAUAACCAGACUCAUUAAGAAGUAUAGGAAGGAGCUCCAAGCUGUGACAUGGGACAUUCUGCUGAGCAUCAUUGAACGGCUGCUUCAGCAGCUCCAGAGCCUGGACAGCCCGGAGCUCAGGACCAUCGUCCAUGACCUACUGACAACGGUGGAGGAGCUAUGUGACCAGAACGAGUUCCAUGGCUCACAGGAGAGAUACUUUGAACUAGUGGAGAGCUAUGCAGACCAGAGGCCUGAGUCUUCCCUCUUAAAUCUAAUAUCCUACAGAGCUCAGUCCAUUCAUCCGGCCAAGGACGGCUGGAUCCAGAACUUGCAGCUGCUGAUGGAGAGGUUCUUCAGGAGCGAGUCCCGCAGUGCUGUGCGCAUCAAGGUACUGGAUGUGCUGUCCUUCGUGCUGCUCAUCAACAGGCAGUUCUAUGAGGAGGAGCUGAUUAACUCGGUGGUCAUCUCACAGCUCUCCCACAUCCCUGAGGAUAAAGACCACCAAGUCCGAAAGCUAGCCACUCAGUUGUUGGUGGACCUGGCAGAAGGCUGCCACACCCAUCACUUCAACAGUCUCCUGGACAUUAUUGAAAAAGUGAUGGCUCGCACCCUGUCUCCACCCCCUGAACUGGAGGAAAGGGAUGUGUCUGCUUACUCAGCCUCUCUGGAGGAUGUGAGGACUGCAGUUCUGGGGCUCCUGGUUAUCCUUCAGACCAAGCUGUACACUCUGCCUGCCAGCCAUGCCACACGUGUGUACGAGACACUCAUCAGUCAUAUCCAGCUUCACUACAAGCACAGCUACUCCCUGCCCAUUGCUAGCAGCAUCCGACUGCAGGCCUUCGACUUCCUGCUGCUGCUGCGAGCUGAUUCACUGCACCGCCUGGGUCUGCCCAACAAAGAUGGGGUCGUGAGGUUCAGCCCCUACUGCCUUUGUGACUGCGUGGAGCCAGAGAGGGGCUCUGAUAAGAAGGCCAGUGGCCCCCUUUCACCUCCCACUGGGCCUACUAGCCCUGUACCUGUGGGCCCUGCUGUGCGUCUUGGCCACCUGCCAUACUCCCUGCUCUUCCGUGUCCUACUGCAAUGUCUGAAGCAGGAGACCGACUGGAAGGUGCUGAAACUGGUCCUGAGCAAGCUGCCUGAGUCACUGCGCUACAAGGUCCUCAUCUUCACCUCCCGUUGCAGUGUCGACCAGCUGUCUUCUGCCCUCUGUGCCAUGCUUUCAGGCCCAAAGACCCUUGAGCGGCUCCGAGGUACCCCAGAAGGCUUUUCCAGAACUGACCUGCAUUUAGCUGUGGUUCCAGUGCUAACGGCGUUAAUCUCUUACCACAACUAUCUAGACAAAACCAAACAGCGUGAGAUGGUUUACUGCCUGGAACAAGGCCUCAUCUACCGCUGUGCCAGCCAGUGUGUGGUGGCCCUGGCCAUCUGCAGCGUGGAGAUGCCGGACAUCAUCAUCAAGGCACUGCCCGUACUGGUGGUGAAGCUCACGCACAUCUCUGCCACGGCCAGCAUGGCCAUCCCGCUCCUGGAGUUCCUGUCCACUUUGGCCAGGUUGCCCCACCUCUACAGAAACUUCGCCGCAGAGCAGUAUGCAAGUGUGUUUGCCAUAUCCCUGCCGUACACCAAUCCCUCCAAGUUCAAUCAGUACAUCGUGUGCCUGGCCCAUCACGUCAUAGCCAUGUGGUUCAUCAGGUGCCGCCUGCCCUUCCGGAAGGAUUUUGUCCCUUACAUCACUAAGGGCCUGCGUUCCAACGUCCUCCUGUCUUUUGAUGACACCCCUGAGAAGGACAGCUUCAGAGCACGGAGCACCAGUCUCAAUGAGAGGCCCAAAAGUUUGAGGAUAGCCAGAGCCCCCAAACAAGGCCUGAGUAACUCUCCACCUGUGAAGGAGUUCAAGGAGAGCUGUGCCGCCGAGGCCUUCCGGUGCCGCAGCAUCAGUGUGUCUGAACAUGUGGUCCGCAGCAGGAUACAGACAUCGCUCACCAGUGCCAGUCUAGGGUCUGCAGAUGAGAACUCCAUGGCCCAGGCUGAUGACAACUUGAAAAAUCUCCACCUAGAGCUCACAGAAACAUGUCUGGACAUGAUGGCUCGAUAUGUGUUUUCCAACUUUACUGCAGUACCCAAGAGGUCUCCUGUGGGAGAGUUCCUCCUGGCAGGUGGCAGGACCAAAACCUGGCUGGUUGGGAACAAGCUUGUUACCGUGACUACAAGUGUGGGGACUGGGACCCGAUCAUUGCUGGGCUUGGACUCGGGGGAGCUGCAGGGCAGCCCAGAGUCAAGCUCUGAGCCUGGUGUGCAUGUGAGACGGACAAAGGAGGCGCCAGCUAAGCUGGAGUCCCAGGCUGGGCAGCAGGUAUCCCGUGGGGCCCGAGACCGGGUCCGCUCCAUGUCAGGUGGCCAUGGCCUUCGAGUUGGUGCCCUGGACAUACAAACCCCUCACAUCACAGGUGGCCCCACUUCUCCAGGACCACAACAGACUAUACCCGCCACAAAGCCUGAGAAGGCCUCUGCAGGUACCCAGGUUCCAGCUCCAGAGAAGACAAACCUAGCAGCCUACGUGCCCCUGCUGACCCAGGGCUGGGCCGAGAUCUUGGUGCGGAGGCCUACAGGGAACACCAGCUGGCUGAUGAGCCUGGAGAACCCACUCAGCCCCUUCUCCUCGGACAUCAAUAACAUGCCCCUGCAGGAGCUGUCCAAUGCCCUCAUGGCUGCCGAGCGCUUUAAGGAGCACCGCGACACGGCUCUGUACAAGUCGCUGUCGGUGCCAGCAGCUGGCACGUCCAAGCCUCCUCCUCUCCCACGCUCUAACACAGGCACUGUCCUUCCAGGCCACACCUUGGCCCUUCUGUGUGGGUACAGAUGGCGCUUGGCAGCUGAGGAUGUUUGCGUGUGGGAAGUUGGCAAGCACUGCCCUCCCCUGCCACUUGGAGAGCCGAGAGCCCUGUGCGCCGGCCCUGGCCGCCGCUGGCCCGCCCCUCUCUCCUCUCCAGGCUCGGGUCUGUGCCUGUCCUCUGCUCGGCCUGUGCAGUCUCUGCUGCUGACGCGGCCGCUCGCGUGGUUGCCUUGCAGUGGCCUCUCUGUCCUCCCUGUACCAGUCCAGCUGCCAAGGACAGCUGCACAGGAGCGUUUCCUGGACUCUGCUGUGGUUCUGGAAGAGGGAAAUCAAGGCCGUGCUCACAUGCCCACGGGACCCCCUGAGUUGGAGGACUUCGAGGCAGUGCUAGGUGCUGACAGGUCCUGCCCGUAUCCUGUUACUUACAGCAGGUCGUCCUCAGCCUCCAGUCAGGAAGAGAAGUCAUCCCACACAGAGGAGCUGGCUGCCGGGGGCAUCCCCAUCGAGCGGGCCAUCUCUUCCGAGGGUGGCCGGCCCUCCGUGGACCUCUCCUUUCAGCCUUCGCAGCCCCUAAGCAAGUCCAGCUCCUCACCUGAGCUGCAGACUCUUCAGGACAUCCUUGGGGACCCUGGGGACAAGGCUGAUGUGGGCCGGCUGAGUCCUGAGGCCAAGGCCCGGUCCCAGUCAGGGAUCUUGGAUGGGGAAGGGGCUGCUUGGUCAGUCCCAGGUGAAGAGAACCAGGGCCCAGCCCCACCUGAGGGUUCCUUGCCAUCCAGUUCCCCUCGCUCGCCCAGUGGCCUGCGGCCCCGAGGCUAUACCAUCUCUGAUUCAGCCCCAUCGCGCAGAGGCCAGAGGGUGGAGAGAGAUACCUUCAAGAGCAGGGCGGCAGCUUCCAGUGCUGAGAAAGUGCCAGGCAUCAACCCCAGCUUUGUGUUCCUGCAGCUCUACCAUUCACCUUUUUUUGGUGAUGAGUCCAACAAGCCAAUCCUGCUGCCCAAUGAGUCCUUCGAGCGGUCAGUGCAACUCCUUGACCAGAUCCCGUCAUAUGACACACACAAGAUUGCCGUCCUGUAUGUGGGAGAAGGCCAGAGCGGCAGUGAGCUGGCCAUCCUGUCCAAUGAGCAUGGCUCCUACAGGUACACGGAGUUCCUGACGGGCCUGGGCAGGCUCAUUGAGCUCAAGGACUGUCAGCCUGACAAGGUAUACCUGGGCGGCCUAGAUGUGUGCGGCGAGGAUGGCCAGUUCACCUAUUGCUGGCAUGAUGACAUCAUGCAAGCCGUCUUUCACAUCGCCACCUUGAUGCCCACCAAGGAUGUGGACAAGCACCGUUGUGAUAAGAAGCGACACCUGGGCAAUGACUUUGUCUCCAUUGUCUAUAAUGACUCUGGUGAGGACUUCACGCUGGGCACCAUCAAGGGCCAGUUCAACUUUGUCCAUGUGAUCAUCACACCCCUGGACUACGAGUGCAACCUGCUGACUUUGCAGUGCAGGAAAGAUAUGGAGGGCCUUGUGGAUACCAGUGUGGCCAAGAUCGUGUCUGACCGCAACCUGCCGUUUGUGGCCCGCCAGAUGGCCCUACAUGCAAAUAUGGCCUCACAGGUGCACCAUAGCCGUUCCAACCCCACUGACAUCUACCCCUCCAAGUGGAUCGCACGGCUCCGCCAUAUCAAGCGGCUCCGCCAGCGGAUCCGGGAGGAGGCGCACUACUCCAGCCCCAGCCUGCCUCUGAUGCACCCCUCAGCCCACGCCAAAGCCCCAGCACCAACUGAGCCCACAACCACCUAUGAAACAGGCCAACGAAAGCGCCUCAUCUCCUCUGUGGAUGACUUCACAGAGUUUGUGUGAGGCUGCUGGGGCUGCUGAUGAGAGCAGGUACCCAGGGCUCUUUGGGGUUGGUUGUACAACUGACCCCUCCGUGAGUCUGCACUGUCUAAGUAAAAUAAACUCUUCACCUGGCACUCAGAAACACAGAGUAGCAGUCAGACAGCUUUAUUUGACUUUGUCUGUUGGGUGGGGAUGAAGCUGCAGCCACACCUUGCUCCUGGGGCAGGCACCCUCCCACAUCAGGUCCUGCACCACUGGGUGACCUGGUGUUGCCAGGUCUCAUGACCUCACACUAUCCUCCCCAGUCCUGGGAGCCAGCCCCCAGAAGGGGUCUUGUCUCCUGAGUGUCCCAG
Molecule: messenger RNA, 6210 nt
Organism: Castor canadensis (American beaver)
Lineage: Eukaryota; Metazoa; Chordata; Mammalia; Rodentia; Castoridae
Source: RefSeq, a predicted model, not a curated record